UGCGCAUAGCGCGGGAAUAAGAAAAUUAUAUCCAAGAUGGCGCGUCGAACAACAAAUCGGAAACAACAGGGAACUGUUCUGAAGCAAGCAUGGGAAUGGGCUGAUUACACUGAACCAGAAAAUGUCAUCAGUGAUAACGUUGAAAGCGCCUAUAGAAUAAAUACUGCCGCCUGUUCUCCGGGAAAUUGCAGGAGGAACUGCAAAGCAAAUCCAAACUGUUUUAAUUGCCUUGGAGAAAGAUUUUGGCUCAGCGAAAUUAAAGACAGUUACUGGUUAAAUUGUGAAGACCCAGAAAAUGAGAGACGCCCAGAGAAUGCUUUUGUUGGGCUUAAGAACCUUGGAGCUACAUGUUAUGUGAAUACAUUUUUACAGGUUUGGUUUCAUAAUCCAGUGUUUCGUUCAGCUAUGUACAAGUACAUCUCUCCUACAAGCAGAAGACCAGAACAAGAGGUCAAAAGCGUGAAAGAUAAACAGCCUGUUCUCAAGGUAACUGGACUCCAGGUCAAGAGGUCUGGGUUUGAGACAGGUCAAAGUGUUGUGUUCUUGGAAAAACACUUUACUGUAAUGGUGCUUCUCUCUGCCCAGGACUCUGUAAAUGGCUUGUCAACAUCAGAAGCUUUAUCAAGCAGCCCAAAUCACUCUGAGGUGACUAAUCAUAGCAGUCAUAAUGGUGAAACCUCAAAUAAACCUGCCAAAGAUUCUUCUAAAUUGAACCAUCACAGUAGUGAGAAUGGGGGAUCCCUGGAUAAACCUCUAAAUGUGCCAACAACUCCCAGUAAGGUGUCAGCUGUCGAGCAGGUUCCGUUGCUUCCCUCUACUACUAUACUGAACUCAGAUGAAGCACCAACGACUGUUUGUGGACACCUUCAGUUGCUGUUUGCUCAGUUGCAGUACAGUUUUCGAAGGUACAUUGAUCCAAGUCCUUUUGUAGACAGUUUAGGACUUGACACUGCACAACAGCAGGAUGCUCAAGAAUUUAGCAAACUAUUCACCUCAUUACUUGAAGAAACUUUCUCAAAGCAGGCUGAGCCUGAGGUGCAGAAUAUUGUUCAGUCUCAGUUUGGAGGGGAGUACUUCUAUGUUACAGAAUGUCUGAGGUGUGGGAAUAAAUCCAAGAGGCUUUCUCGUUUUUAUGAACUGGACCUUAACAUACAAGGCCACUCAUCACUGAACCAGUGUAUCAAGGAGUUUUUGAAGGAAAACAGGAUACAAAAAGAAAUUGAACUCAUUCAUUCAGUUUCCAGAUAAUCUUGAUAUGACAGAACAUGUCAAGAGUGGAGGCUCUGGAUCUAACCAUGAGUAUGAGCUGAGUGCAGUUUUGAUGCAUUUUGGAGUCAGUGCGUAUUCAGGACACUAUGUAGCACACAUUAGAGACAAGAAGUCUGGAUCAUGGUACAAGUUCAAUGAUGAAGACAUUGUUAAGAUGCAAGGAAAGUUGAAGCUUUCUCAGGAUGAAGACUCAACAGACACCAGCCCUAAGCCUGCUAAAAGGCCAAAAUGUGCUCAAGGAUUUCAUGUGUCAAAAAAUGCAUACACUCUGGUGUACACUUUGAAAGGGCAUAAAGGUGUAGGAAGUGAAGAUGAUGAUGUCGAAGUCCCACCUCACGUACUUGAGUUAGUUGCCAUGGACAACAGUUUAUUUGAACACUGGGUUACGCAGGUCAAGACAUUUCGUCAAAAGCUGAUUGCCAAAGGACAAGAAAGUCAAGCUGAAAUAAGGAGACUUUAUUUAGAAAUUCCGGUAUCUUCAGGAAAAGACUAUGAAUGGAUUUCUACAAAGUGGCUGAAGGACUGGAUGAAUGAAAAAACUGUGACUCCGCCAGUGGACAAUUCCUCUUUAUUGUGUUCUCAUGGAAAGCUUGAUCCCAAUCAAGCGCUUAAUGCCAAGAGGAUCAACAUCAAAGCUGCUGACGAAAUAUUCAGAAAUUACGGUGGACUGCCUAGACUUCAAAGUGAUUCUUUGUGUAUCAAAUGUGUGCAAGAACAGUGUAGGAGAAUACGGUUCGAAACUCGGCUGUCUGAAGACUACAAGUUUGUGUCAGACACUUUGAAGUCUCAACAAUCCAACAGUGCAAAUUAUUUUUGGGUUGGUCGGCGGUCGCUUCUUCGAUGGAAAGUUUUGGCGAAUUACCAAGAGGAGGCACGGCAGAGUUUGAUGGACAGUUGUCGAGUUACAGCCAAUCACGAAACAGAAGACGACGACGAAGAUAAAGCCAGACAGCAUGAGAAUAAUGAUAUGACCAUGACAGAAGAGGCAGGGAAACCACAGACAUUGGACGGAGAUCUACAGGACCCUGGCGAACAGGAGGAGGAAGACGAAGGAAAUUCUGAAUUCAAUGAAGAUUUGCUUUGUGAACAUGCGUCAUUUGAUAACGGCGAUCCGUUCGUUGCUUGUGCAGUAUCAAAAGAUUUUAUCGAUCGAUGGAGGCAGUUCUUAAGGUACCCCAUAAGGAAUGUUCCUCCGGAAAGAAUUACAAAUGCACUUUUGCUUUGCCCCCAUGAAAAGUUCCAUUUUAAUCCUGGCUGCGAAGAUGACGUGGAUGGUGCAAGCGAAAUGUUGCACUAUGUUUGGCAACAAGAGUGGAACGUGCUUACCCGAAGCUAUCCAUACGAUCACGUGAUCACCGUCACGAAAACAGUAACAGAAGACGAUGUGAGGGAGCUGGUGACUACCCCUGAAAUAUGCACAGAUUGUUGCUUUGCGCGCAUACAGGAGAGAGCUCAGCACGUAGAAAACUAUCGCUAUGGUACAAUCUUCGUGCGGAAAAUCACACUCCUUCCAGCAAAGACGGUUACUGUUUCGACCCAGACUUCCAGUCUCCACCGGACAGCAAGAAACAAAAACUUAACCGCGACCCGAAGGCACGAAGAAGCUCCAGGCAUCGUAAACAACGAGGAGAAGUGUCACUGACUGUUGGAUCAUCCGAGACCUUACGAGAUGUCAAAGUACAGUUGAUGAAGAGUUUCUCGGUGAUGCCGAUGGACCAACACCUCACCUUAAAUGGCAUCCCUCUCACUGACAAUGCAGCCACGCUUCGUUCAUUAGGAAUUAGACCAGGUUCCUUAUUACUGCUUAAGAUUGAUGAACCUCAAGGUGCCAUAUCACAAGAGGCUCUCCCAGUGAACAAUGCCCCUGAGGAAGGUUUCAAAGGAACUGGUCUGCUUGGUAACUCAUAAAAUGUGUUGCUUAGAAGUGGAAAAGGAAUCACGGCAGGGCUAGACAACAGUGGCGAGAUAAUAUGCCUCAAAGCGAAUCCUAUUUCGUAAAGAAACUAGAGAUAACUCUAUAGAAAUGUUUUGAAAUGUCAAGAACGGACCAGAGAGAGUUUACUGUGGAGACUGCAUCUUACAACAUGACCUUACUCAUAAGCUUAUUCCGCUGAAGUUAUCUGGAUCACUUCGAAUCCGUAAAUGCCACUAGGGUCCUUGAUCAGGUUGUGAGACAGGCGUCAUUUUCUGGCGUUUUUCAGGCCCACCAAGGCAAGUGCGAGACAUAAAGAGAGCGUGAAGGGCGAGUCAUGCACGAGAAAAGGAGCGUGCAAAACUUAACAGUUGUGGUUUUUGUGCUCCUCCAUUUGCGCAUUUCAACUCUCGCGCUUUCCUCGCACUCGCCACGCGCCUACCUGCGCACGCCUGAAAAACGCACGCAUACACAUGUAAACAAAACACCCUGAAUUUCCUUCCGCGCUGAACUAUUAGGCCGUCUAUGGUCAUUUUUCGCGGAAACACAAGUAACGCGCAAGGUUCACCUUCCUCAUUUUUGAGGGACUGGAUACCUCCAAUUAAAAAAUUACUUGAGGAUUACCUUGUAACAAGACCCGAACUGCAUUUGUUUUAUCUUUGGUUAUUCGUUCAUUGACGUAGCUUGCGACGCAAGGAGGCCAGCGCGAAGCGCGAGUUAUAGGCUCGAAGAGCGAAGAAGAAAAUCAAAGAAACAGCAUUCGCGCUUUCCUCGUGUUUUUCUUGCGCUCUCCUUUGCUCGAACACAAAAUAGGAAGAAAGGAAAAACCCUGAGCUGCAGGCUACUCUUAGCAAAGAUCAUUUAACAAUCUAUGUUAGCGCUGUGCAUAAACUGGCUGUCUUACAGGGUUCUCUCAAAUGUCAAACGAUAACUAUGGGAUUAGUUGAAAUUCAAUUUCAAGGUGUAAAAUAGUAAAUUUAUAGUUGUGAAUUUAAAUUGAAAUAUAUCUAUAGUUAAGUUACUAUGAACAAGUUCUAAGGAAAAUUGUUCAGUUGAACAAUAAACAUAUUUGAAACUUGA
Pocillopora damicornis (cauliflower coral) is the source of this 4261-nucleotide messenger RNA. Its product is annotated as ubiquitin carboxyl-terminal hydrolase 48. Gene Ontology annotation, biological process: protein deubiquitination. Gene Ontology annotation, molecular function: protein binding; cysteine-type deubiquitinase activity; cysteine-type endopeptidase activity. Gene Ontology annotation, cellular component: nucleus; cytosol. NCBI's taxonomy places the organism in Eukaryota, Metazoa, Cnidaria, Anthozoa, Scleractinia, Pocilloporidae. The record is from RefSeq and is a predicted model, not a curated record.